Molecule: messenger RNA, 1218 nt
Organism: Suillus clintonianus
Lineage: Eukaryota; Fungi; Basidiomycota; Agaricomycetes; Boletales; Suillaceae
Product: acid protease
Exons: 5
Coding region: 1-1218 (405 amino acids)
Biological process (GO): proteolysis
Molecular function (GO): aspartic-type endopeptidase activity
Source: RefSeq, a predicted model, not a curated record
AUGAAGUUCCCUUUUAAAGCUUUCCUGUCGAUUCUCUUCGUUGUGUUGCCCUCUGCGGAUGCAUCUCCCUUGCGCCGUGACACUGGCAAGGCAACCCUCAGCUUCGCUGCUAGGGUGAACGCCAGAGGUGCUGUUAAUGUCGCUGAUGCCGACAGGGCUCGUGCUCAGGCGAUGAAGCAGGCUGGUUCCAUGGGCAAGCGUGCAGGCAGAUCCUCUUUCACCAUAGCCAACGGUGUCGUUACUUACACUGCCCAAGUUGGUAUUGGCAGCCCCGCCACUGAGUACACACUCCUCAUUGAUACGGGCAGCUCCAACACCUGGUUAGGCGCAAGUGCCCCAUACAAUCCCACUAGUACUAGCGUGGAUACUGGCAACACUGUUUCUGUGUCUUAUGGUUCCGGCAAGUUCUCUGGAGAGGAGUACACGGACACUGUUACUUUAAGCACUGGCCUGGUCAUUGCCGAACAAUAUAUUGGAGUGGCGAGCAGCGCAGACGGCUUCGAUGGCGUGGAUGGAAUUCUCGGAGUCGGACCGGCUGACCUGACGGAGGGCACCGUUUCCAACGUCAAUACAGUCCCUACUGUCACAGACAACCUCUAUAGUCAGGGUAUUAUCGGCACUGAGACACUCGGAAUCUACUUUGUUCCUCCCUCUGUCCCUGACAGCGCUGGCGAGCUCACCUUUGGUGGGCACGAUGGCUCAAAAACAACGAGCUCAGUGACUUACUUCCCUCUCACGACUACGACACCUGCUAGCUAUUACUGGGGUAUCGACCAGUCUAUUUCCUAUGGACAUUCCACCAUUUUGUCUGAGACUGCUGGUAUUGUUGAUACUGGCACGACUCUCAUUCUCAUCGCCUCCGAUGCGCUGAGCAAGUACCAGACUGCCACUGGUGCUACGAUGGAUGAGACUACUGGUCUCCUGAUGAUCACCUCUGGUCAGUAUGAUAAGCUGAAAACCCUGACCUUCAAGAUCGGCGGCCAAGCCUACGGUCUGACCCCCAACGCCCAAAUUUGGCCGCGUUCCCUCAACGCUGACAUAGGCGGCGCCAGUGAUAGCAUCUACCUUAUCGUUGGUGAUAUCGGCAGCAACUCUGGUUCUGGCUUGGACUUUAUCAACGGUUAUGCAUUCCUUCAGCGCUACUACUCUGUCUUCGACACCACCAACAACCAAGUUGGCUUCGCAACCACUCCACACACCGAUGCUACGUGCAACUAA